Melampsora larici-populina 98AG31 is the source of this 669-nucleotide messenger RNA. RefSeq lists its product as uncharacterized. The record is from RefSeq and is a predicted model, not a curated record. The transcript has 4 exons. The coding region runs from base 1 to 669 and encodes 222 amino acids. Lineage: Eukaryota; Fungi; Basidiomycota; Pucciniomycetes; Pucciniales; Melampsoraceae.
AUGUCUGAGCGACAUGAGUUACCAUUAGUGUGGAGCGGCAGAGUACGAAUAAGAGGGGCUACUUCUGUUUCAACCUUUGGUGGUCCUUUGGGCGUUCGUUACAAAGUAGUUGCAGUUCACCCUUACAUCCCGGAUCGAUACUCUCCAUUCUUAUUGGUUACCAGGUCGCCGGAUAUGCUAUCUGAUGGGGUUGUCAUUACUUUUUCCGGUUUGGCCGUCUUCUUUGGUCCCGACGAGCCUCUAAUCGUUAAUGCAGAGUAUGUUACCGAUUGUUCGCCAACCAUGGGCCACGCCACGCUUGAGGCUGGACUGAAUAUGGUCCAUGUUACCGCUCGAGGAAUGGUUAUAUGGCGUCAAUCUUUAGGUAACCGUGAUACCGUCAGCAGCUGGUGGAUUCUCACUGUUCUUCACAACGCAUGGGUAGACUCAUUGGGCCGAUAUGUAGAAUUCAAGGUCAAGUACGUCGAUAAUCAAGGUCUAAUAUCCACUCUACCGCACUGUGUUGGAUUGAGCAACACCAUCAUAGACCUCGAGGGAACUGUAAUGCAGCACGCCGGAGACACAGGAGAGUGGGUUAUUUUUUUCGUUGUAAGGGCGACAUUCAGUACACUCCUUGUGGUGCUAUUGAAGUACAAGUCAAAAUGUGUUAAGUAUUACGGGUUCAAUUAA